Molecule: messenger RNA, 219 nt
Organism: Cladophialophora psammophila CBS 110553
Lineage: Eukaryota; Fungi; Ascomycota; Eurotiomycetes; Chaetothyriales; Herpotrichiellaceae
Exons: 1
Coding region: 1-219 (72 amino acids)
Biological process (GO): malate transmembrane transport
Cellular component (GO): membrane
Molecular function (GO): malate transmembrane transporter activity
Source: RefSeq, a predicted model, not a curated record
AUGUCUUUUACGCUCACGUGGUGGGGGUUUGUCUUCCCUAACACAGGCCUUGCGCUUGCCACGACCGCAAUUGGGACCGUGCUGGAUAGUCCUGGUAUCAAAUGGGUCAGCUGCGCGAUGACUGCGGUGUUGUUCGUGCUGUGGCUAAUUGUGGGGUUUGCCCAUGGCCGGGCGGUUUGGAAGGGCCAGAUUUUGUGGGAGGGUAAGGACGAUGCUUGA